Messenger RNA from Gongylonema pulchrum, 426 nucleotides. Lineage: Eukaryota; Metazoa; Nematoda; Chromadorea; Rhabditida; Gongylonematidae. The record is from the annotation of a GenBank genome assembly.
GUUUUGAAUUUAUUAGCGGAAAAAUUCCCCAUUGUGACUAAUUCGAAAGGAUAUCGACUUCUGCCCUCUUACUUGAGAGUGAUGCAAGGCGAUGGUAUCAGCUAUGAAAGUAUUGAAAAGAUUCUGGAUGCAGUCUCACGUAGCAGGUGGAGUGUAGACAAUAUUGUUUUUGGCACUGGAGGAGCUUUGCUGCAAAAACUAGAUCGUGAUACUCAGAAAUGCGCGUUUAAAUGUUCCCAUGUUGUAAUAAACGGUGAAAGCCGGGAUGUUUGGAAAAGUCCAACCACAGACGCUGGAAAACAGUCAAAACGUGGGCGACUAACUCUGGAAAGGAGAGAGGAUGGGCGGCUUGUCACAGUUGAAAAAGGACAGGGCGAUGUGUCCAAGGUAUUCAAUGAUUCGUGCAUUUGCGUGCAGCAUGAUUAG